Molecule: messenger RNA, 225 nt
Organism: Acaulospora morrowiae
Lineage: Eukaryota; Fungi; Glomeromycota; Glomeromycetes; Diversisporales; Acaulosporaceae
Source: the annotation of a GenBank genome assembly
AUGUCACCAAACUCUAAAGAGUACAAAUUAAUAAUCGAAGAUGAUGCACCGGAAACCAACAGAGCUAAGAAAGCUCAACAAACUUCUCUUACAUCCAUUCUGACUGGACCUGGUUCCCUUUCCAUUUUGACAUACUGUGGUGCCAGCAUCUUGAUGACAGUGACAAAUAAAUAUGUCUUGUCUGGCUAUUAUUUCAAUAUGAACUUCUUAUUGUUAUGCAUUCAG